Molecule: messenger RNA, 495 nt
Organism: Nicotiana tabacum (common tobacco)
Lineage: Eukaryota; Viridiplantae; Streptophyta; Magnoliopsida; Solanales; Solanaceae
Product: large ribosomal subunit protein eL21z/eL21y-like
Biological process (GO): translation
Cellular component (GO): ribosome
Molecular function (GO): structural constituent of ribosome
Source: RefSeq, a predicted model, not a curated record
AUGCUGGUCGGCCAUGGAUUAAGGUCUCGGACAAGGGAUUCAUUCUCUCGCGCCUUCAGAAAGAAGGAAGUAAUCCCUCUUUCCACCUACCUCAAGAUCUUCAAAGCCGGUGACUAUGUUGAUGUCAAAGUGAACGACACCGUUCACAAGGGCAUGCCCCAUAAGUUAUACCAUGGUCGUACUAGACGCGUCUGGAAUGUCACCAAGCGUGCUUUUGGUGUCGAAGACAACAAACAGGUUCGUAACAAAAUCCUCCGAAAGAGGAUCCAUGCGAGGAUUGAGCAUGUUCAACUUUCCCGGUGCACCGAAGAAUUCAAGGAAAGAAUCAAGAAGAACGAUCAGCUAAAGGCCGAGGCUAAGGCUAGGGGUGACGUUAUCAGCACAAAGAGGCAACCUCAAGGACCCAAACCAGGGUUCAUGGUUGAAGGUGCUACUUUGGAAUUUGUUACUCCCAUACCAUAUUAUGUGGUCAACAAUUUGAAAGGAGGCUAUUGA